Papilio polytes (common Mormon) is the source of this 2567-nucleotide messenger RNA. RefSeq names its product actin cytoskeleton-regulatory complex protein PAN1-like. The record is from RefSeq and is a predicted model, not a curated record. The transcript is spliced from 2 exons. Bases 403 to 2496 code for a protein of 697 amino acids. Lineage: Eukaryota; Metazoa; Arthropoda; Insecta; Lepidoptera; Papilionidae.
AAACGUCGCAAUUAUAUUCAUGUACCCAAAUUUUGAAUUCUAAAUUCACGUGACGACAGACAUAACUACAUACCUGUAAUCGGUUACUUUAGCCCAUUUUUAUUUGAGAUGCUCUGAAUAUUUUAUACAAAUAUGUAACACUUUCUAUUCUUGUACCGCGAGUGACAUUGAUUAUGUCGCUAACCAGUGUAAAUUGCAGUCGAUGCGUGGACCAUCCGAAUCGUGCUUCAGGUGUUCCACAUACUAUAUAGUACCGCUACAAAUUAUCGUUAUUUUACUCCCGAUAAGUCCUCUAUUCGGACAUAGUGAAAACGUACAGCAUAUUGUCAAAUAACCAUUCUCAAAUCAGCAUUUGAGUCGAACAGUCGUUUUCAAUAUUUCAAUGCAGUGUGAUCAUUUAAAAUGAAGAAAUUAACAUUAACUUUGUCUUUACUGGUUAUCAGUGUGUUAUGUAAUAGUAAAGUUUCGGCAGGAAAUUUACCCGGUCCAAUGGUGUACGUGGUAACGCCUGCGACACGUUCUGCUCAAAAUGAUGAAGGAAGAGCGAGGCCGUUUUACUAUCGCAACUGGAUACGAAGAAUGGACUCCGAAACAAGCACCACUACUGCAGCUCCGACUACCUCAACAGUUAAAGUGGAUACACCCGAUCUCAUAUUUGCUGAAUUUGAAUCGGACGGUCACAUGAAAAAAAGCAUCAGAAAAUUAUUAGAGAAAGAAAGGGUCGAAACCAAAACUUCUACAACGUUCCAACCUAUUUACGUUCCCGAUGAAGAGUUUCAACCAGUGGCCCAAAAUACUAACUAUGGCUUACCAUUGCCCACAGAUAAGCCAGACCAAAAAGAAACUGAGGAAAGUAAAUAUUUUGAAAUGCAUAACAAAUUCUAUAACAUUGCGCCUACGACAUAUACUCAAACAACCUCGCCUACGACUACUACGACUAAAAUACCCACGACAAUAUCGACACAAGCUACGCCGAGUAACAUUGAAAAUAUUUGGCAUAUAAUCGACAGUGAGAAAUCAACCCAACAUUCGGGUAAUUGGGAAGAAGUGCCAAUUGGAACGAAUGAGGAAGAAAGUAAAAGUGAAACCCAACCUCAAACUAAUACUGACGAUCAUGUUAUCGAAGAAGAUAACAAGGAAGACAACGAAGACGACGGCGUAUUCACAGAUUUCGCAGUACCCGGGUUUUCUGCAAAUCCGGGAAAUGACGCUGAGAACGAAUCACGGGGCAUACGCACGGAAUCGAAUUUUCGUUUCCCUUACGUUAACUUAAAACCUUUUCAGAUAAAAACAAUGAAGAAACCCACUAACAACCUCUUAUCGAAUAGUAAGAAGAAUAAUAACUUAUUUACUAAUUUAGAUAAUUUCUACGAUUUGAAAAAUCCCAUUCGAGGUGAAGCGCAAGAUAUUGUGCCUCAACAGAAACCGAUCGAUCGGUAUAAUCCGGCCCAGCCUUAUUUGCCACAACAGAGUUAUGGCAGUAAUUCCAAAGAGUCUAAUAAUGUCCCCGCGAAGGCUACAGCUAACCUUGUGCCACCUCCUCCACCUCAGGCGCCGAAAAUAACCGAUAAUGAUUUCCCUUCGCCUACAAACUACGAAUCUUUUCCCCCAUACGCACCUUUAAGCUUCAACAGCGCACCACAGCUGCCGUCUCCCCCGCCUCCAGCUCCUAAGCCAGUAUCAAGUUACUCGCCGCCGGCUCCCGGUCCUCUACCAGUAUCAAGUUAUUCACCGCCAGCUCCUGGUCCUCUACCAGUAUCAAGUUAUUCACCGCCAGCUCCUCCUGGUGACUCAGGUGAUUCGGAUACAUUCGACUCUCCGCCCGGACCUCCCAUGGAUCACGGUGACUCGGAUUCAAUUUAUUCUGCACCUAGUUCACCCGAAGAUAGCGGCGACUCUGAUUUACUUAACGGUCAUGGCGAUGACAUGGACCUGGGAUAUCGUUAUAAGCCACCUUCAGGACCUCCGCAAUCAUUCGCACCCACUGCACCUCCGAUGCCAGCUGAGCUCCCUAUGCCUCCCAUGCCGAUGAAACCAUUCGAAGGGUACAAUUAUAACAAACCUUUCAUGCCGCCGGAUUCUGACAUGCCAGACCAUGACAUCAAGCCAGACUUUCACGGAUUUUAUGACGAUAAGCCUGAUGAUUUUCAUUAUCACCAUCAUCACCACCCUACGACAACUACCACCGAAAUGCCUCGUGUCAACAGGUACAGUUACUACUAUUUGGGCAAGAAAUUGUAUUACUUGCCGCUUUAUUUUAGUGUGUACUUCAUUGUUUACGUGGGAGCCCUGAUUGUGAAGGCGGUGUUGCGGCACAAGAUUGUGUACCCCAACAGCUGGAGACCGAACGAUACAACGGCGGGCUUCUUCUCUAAGAGAUCCAUAGAUUCUUGGGACCUUUCAAAUGAAAACUUGCACGAGGUGACUGGAAAAGUAACACACGCUAUUGCAACUGCAGCUAAAAUAUACAUGGACGGUAAAGACAAAAAUGAAUAGAAACAGAGAGUUGCAGUAACUUAAUUUAAUGUACAUAUAUUUAGGAGAAUAUUAGACUAAGUCGUUGUGAU